AUGAAGAUAAAGACCAUUAGCAGGAAUGCAGACGAAUAUGUCCCUGUAAAGAGCACACAGGAAUCACAGCUUCCUAGGAACCUGGACCCUGCUCUCCAUCCCUUUGAGAGGGCUCGGGAGUAUACAAAGGCAUUGACGGCGACCAAACUGGAGCGGAUGUUUGCCAAGCCGUUUGUUGGCCAACUAGGAUACGGCCACAGGGACGGAUGCUAUGUUCUAGCGAAAAACUAUAAUGUACUCAAUAAGCUUGCCAGUGGCUCGGCGGACGGUGUAGUGAAGUAUUGGAAUAUGGCGACAAGGGAAGAACUCUGCUCGUUCCGGGCCCAUUAUGGCCUAGUGACCGGACUGUGCGUCACGCCUACUCACUUGAGCCCUACCAAGAAGGACAGCUUCAUGCUGUCAUGUGGUGAUGAUAAGACUAUAAAGCUGUGGUCGGUAAAUAGCGACGACUUUAACAGUAUAAAGGACGAUACUAAGAUAGUCAGUGACACAGGCGAUGGGGCGCUGCUGAAAACGUUCUACGGCGAACACGCAUUUCAGUCCAUAGACCACCACCGUAGAAAUCCAAAUUUUGUUACCGGUGGUGCUCAGAUUCAGUUAUGGGAUGUAAAUCGCAAGAAACCAUUGUCGAACCUUUCUUGGGGCGUGGACAAUGUUAGUUUUGUGCGGUUUAAUCAAAACGAGGAGGACAUACUUGCAAGCACUGGCAGCGACAACUCCAUUGUGCUUUAUGAUCUGCGAACCAACUCACCAACACAGAAAGUGGUGCAGAGAAUGCGCACCAACGCCUUGUGCUGGAACCCAAUGGAACCGUUUAACUUUGCAAUUGCCAAUGAAGACCACAAUGCUUAUUACUACGACAUGCGCAAUAUGUCUCGUGCGCUCCAUGUCUUUAAGGAUCACGUCAGUGCUGUAAUGGAUGUUGACUUUUCUCCUACAGGUGAAGAGAUUGUUACAGGCUCUUACGAUAAGACAAUCAGAAUUUUCAAUUUAAAGCAUGGCCAUUCAAGAGAAGUCUAUCAUACCAAGAGGAUGCAGCAUGUAUUUCAAGUCAAGUUCACUAUGGACAGUAAGUACAUCGUCAGCGGCUCUGAUGAUGGCAAUGUAAGACUUUGGAGAGCAAAGGCAUGGGAAAGAUCUCAUGUGAAGACCACAAAGGAAAAGAAUAAGUUGGAAUACGACGAAAAACUAAAGGAGAGAUUCAAGCACAUGCCUGAAAUCAGAAGAAUCAGCAAGCACAGACAUGUACCAAAGGUCAUUAAAAAGGCUCAAGAAAUCAAGAACAUUGAGAUUGCUUCUUUGAAACGCAGGGAAGGAAAUGAGAGACGUACGAGAAAAGACAUGCCCUUCGUUUCUGAACGGAAGAAGCAGAUCGUUGGUAGCGUUCAUUCAUACGAAGAAAAGUCAAGCAAAGCGGACAAGGAAGAUGAUGACCAGUAA
Molecule: messenger RNA, 1440 nt
Organism: Eremothecium gossypii ATCC 10895
Lineage: Eukaryota; Fungi; Ascomycota; Saccharomycetes; Saccharomycetales; Saccharomycetaceae
Gene: SOF1
Product: rRNA-processing protein SOF1
Exons: 1
Coding region: 1-1440 (479 amino acids)
Biological process (GO): maturation of SSU-rRNA from tricistronic rRNA transcript (SSU-rRNA, 5.8S rRNA, LSU-rRNA)
Cellular component (GO): nucleolus; small-subunit processome
Molecular function (GO): protein binding
Source: RefSeq, marked provisional